Messenger RNA from Actinia tenebrosa (Australian red waratah sea anemone), 3670 nucleotides. RefSeq names its product ETS translocation variant 1. The record is from RefSeq and is a predicted model, not a curated record. Gene Ontology annotation, biological process: cell differentiation; regulation of transcription by RNA polymerase II. NCBI's taxonomy places the organism in Eukaryota, Metazoa, Cnidaria, Anthozoa, Actiniaria, Actiniidae. Gene Ontology annotation, cellular component: nucleus. Gene Ontology annotation, molecular function: DNA-binding transcription factor activity, RNA polymerase II-specific; sequence-specific DNA binding.
UAGACCAGAAAGAAUAGAACUAAAUCAGAAGAUUACGCCGAGUCCAUCUUCUUUCGACGUUUGACAAGGAGAGAACUUUCGUUCGUUGAUCAUUUGACGGUGUCGUAAUAAUUGUAUUCAAUACCAAGUCCAAGACAAACAGCAACAGCCUUAAAGUAACGAACUCAAAGCGAGGUGUGUGACAAAGACAGGGCCGGCCACUGGAGCAUGUACUAUCAUCGACGAGACCACUCCGAUCAAGAGGUCCCAUACAUGUACCCACAGUUAGAAUCACGAGCUUACCAAGUUGAACACAGAAAAAACGCCAUUCUACAACAACGAACCAAGAACGGCGAUACUUUGACAAUUGAUUCCCAAGAAUUAUUCCAAGAUUUGUCCCAGAUGCAGGACCAAUGGCUGACCGAAGUUCGUUCAUCGUACCCAGUGGCAUCGACAACAGCUGAUGAACAGUACGUACCAGAAAUGGAAGGCGUACGAAACCCCAAUAAAGAAGCGAGUUAUGUCACACACAUCAAGACCGAGCCGAGAGACCUAUGCGACCAGAGCCAGUCCACCGGUCUAACGAGCAUAUCUAGAGCGCAUAGCAAUUAUAAAAUGGAAAACGGUAUUGAAUCUAGUUCUUACAUGAAGAUGAUGAGCGAAGUUCACGCGCCCACUAAUUCCCCACUCGUCUAUACGUGCGGAACACAGCCAUCAAGUUUUCACUGUAUGAAGGCUUAUCGACAGCUUUACGACGGUAUGGCAACUUACGAAGCACAACCACCAGCUUAUCCGGGCGUUAAACAGGAACCCAUUGACUGCAGCCCGGUCAGUGACAAUCCUUACGAUCAAGAUCGCCUCCAAGGUCUAGCUGCCUAUCAUCACCAACCACACCAACAAGCAGAAUGCUACGGUCUUCAACCUACUUCCACUGAAGCAGCGGGAGUCUAUGGUGAUCCAAACCUUCACUCAUUCUACGACGAGCCACUACCAUAUUCUGAACGCUACAAGGAACAUUAUCAUAAAGAAUACAAAGAAUACUUGGAACAACACAAAGAAAUGAAAGACUAUAGAGAUGCGAGUCCAGAGUUCAAAGUGCCUAGCGGUGUCCCUUAUCCCGACAGCAGGACAUUUCAGCGUAGGGGCUCUCUACAACUAUGGCAGUUUCUCGUGGCCCUAUUAGACGAGCCCGAAUGUUCCUCGUUCAUCGCGUGGACGGGACGAGGACUCGAGUUUAAGCUCAUCGACCCAGAAGAAGUAGCCCGAAGAUGGGGCCUCCAGAAAAACAGACCGGCCAUGAACUAUGACAAACUAAGCCGUUCUUUAAGAUAUUACUACGAGAAAGGAAUAAUGCAAAAAGUGGCUGGUGAGCGAUACGUCUAUAAGUUUGUCUGUAGCCCAGAGGCCUUGUUCAGUAUGGCUUUCCCCGACUCCCAAAAACCGUAUAUCAAACCAGAAUGUCGGGAACCUAAACCAGUAACCCCUCAUUCAACCCAACAACUAGUACCAAUGCCUAAAGAUGCCUACAAGACACAUUAUCCACAGCAACACUACGUUGCGACGUCAACAAAUUGUUAUCAGGCAGAGUGGGACAUGGAUUCCGCUUGUGUCUACUGAUAAGGAUAAGCUACAUAUAUUUUAUAUAGAGAUAUAUUGAUAUAUGUGUAUAUAUAUAAUAGAAGUUUCAUUAUUUGUUUCAACUUGAAAAUCAGUGAUUUUUAUUGUAAAGAUCGAUGGAUUUCUUGAUAUUUGAACGGUCCUUUGGUUUUGAAUUUGUAUCAUGAGCCUCAGAACCAGAGUUUGCCUGACUAAAACGAAUCUAAGAAAAGUAAGAAUCUUGUGUAGAUUAUGAUAGAAUAAAAUAAUGUUCGCAAACUCUAAGGAAAUCGACAAAAAAUCUUAUUCAACCCGCGUUGCGUUAACUGUAGAGACUUGGAGAAACAUUUCCUUCAUCGAAAGGGAUUCUUGUCGAAUAAGAUGCGUUUUCUACGAACUAGAGUAGAAAGCUUUUCCAUCUAGAAAUAACGCAAUAUUCUGAAUUAACGAAUUGAGUUUUAGAAAGUUUCAGAGUAUAUAUGCUCGUUGUCUCUGAUAUACUCAGUUUAUUUCGCUACAUUUUGGAGAACUUAGUGUAGCAAGUGCGGUUAAAAUUAAGAAGCAAUUUUGCAGAAAAUUUUAAGGCUUGGUUGAAUCUGCAAAAAGCUUACUGAAUCCUUGGCAAUGAUCUAGGCUUUCGGGAUUAAGUUGAUUCAGAUAGCUGAGAAUUUGAAAACAAAUACUAAAUACACAUGUACAUAUAUAUACAUAUAUAUAUAUUCUUUAUACAUAUAUAUACAUAUAUAUGCUGUUAUAUAUACAUAUAUAUGUACAUAUGUGGGCCUGCGAGGCUGUAUGUAAAAUAACUGAAGAGAUCUAUCAAAUUAUAUGCCUGUACAAUUUUAAUUUAUAUUUAACAAUAAAUAAAUUAAAUCUUAUUAUUUUGAGACGAAAAAGUGAACAUUUUUUCUGACUAUUUUCAUGUCAGCCUCGAUUAUCAAACCAAAUCAAUAGUAUAUUUUUUGCUUUGAUUUAAAAAGAUCAAAGAGCUUUCUCAGUUUCUUGUAGACAGUCUUCACCUGGAUGAAUUAGAAAGUUAAUACUUGUGUAGUCAAAAUCAAGAAUGAUCUAAUUAGUCAAGUAUACUAGUCGCGCCAAAACCAGGUCACGUGAUACCUGUUUGGAUGGCUAAACGUAUUGAUAAUACAACCUAUUAUGGCCCUAAUCCCCCGAUGAUCAAUUUAAUAAGUAUAUCAUUUACCAUAAAAAAAUUUCGCUUCACGGAUUACACUAACAAAAAUAUUCACCAGCUAUCAACAUACUGGAUCGUCCGACAUUUUUCUUGAUAUUGACUACAAAGGUGUAUGGAAAGUACGAAUGAUCUUAAUCAAACAACUCACAAAUUCUAUUAAAUAUAUGAAUAUAUAGUUAUAAAAUAUUUUUAGGAAUAGGAGACAAAAUUUAUUGACAAGAAUUCAGAAGUUGUCAAAGGAAGAGAUGUAUGCUUCUUAUUUAGAUAGAGAUGUGUGGUGAUUGAAACGAUGGCUCGCCUCUAAGCGAGGGAGAGGUUAGUUUACUUUUUCAACUCGUUCUCAAAAAGCAGCAGCUUAUUAAGUAUGAAAAAAUAGUUGAAGUACAAACUUCUCGUUAAGAUUUACAUUAACUCACUACCGUCGACUGGUACUCCACUCAGCGAUGCACCAACUAGUCACGUGAUCGUUUCCCGCCAUAAAUGGACGGCCUUGUCUGGUCGUUUUUGACACUUGGAUUCAAAUAACAAAGACGAUUGUUUUCUCAGGUACAUCUUCAUUAUCUUAGUCUUGAAUCUUGAAUUCACACACUUUGGUCAUUCAAUAUGUCGGACAACUAUCACGUGACUCGUUAGCGCUUGCACAUCAUGUUCCCCGAUUAGUUUACAAGUAUAAGACUUAUUUUUCUAUAUGGGCCAUGAUGACUCUCUCGUCAUGGCCGUUGAUUGCCACUAUCAUUGAAUAUAUAGUACUUAUUUACCUAAAAAACACUAUCCUAAUGCAUAUUAUAACACAGCUAUCUAAGUAGUGAACAUUAUUAUCAUUGUUGUUAUUAUUGAUAUUGGAAACAAAGCAUACGUGUGUGAUUGGUCUUGAAUAAAGUUCAUCGGACUUAUUUACUUUGG